AUGAAAAUCCUAUAUAAGCCACCGUUUCCCUGAUGCUGUGCACCAGUAAGUCAGUAACCCUAGUUCAUUGAACUGCCACUUAGCCACACAAACCCCUUUCUUAGGUUCUCCUUAUACCCUCAUAACCCCUUCUCUUCUUCACGCUUUUUCUGCACCAAUCAGAAUCCAGCAGGGUUAUCCGGAGAAGCUACCAUGUCGGACGAUGAGAGGGAGGAGAAGGAGUUGGAUCUCACUUCUCCGGAAGUUGUCACCAAGUACAAGAGUGCAGCUGAGAUUGUUAACAAGGCUUUGCAGUUAGUUAUUUCAGAAUGUAAGCCGAAGGCCAAGAUUGUUGACCUUUGCGAGAAAGGGGAUUCAUAUAUUAGAGAGCAAACUGGAAACAUGUACAAGAAUGUGAAGAGGAAGAUUGAGAGAGGUGUUGCCUUUCCAACUUGUGUGUCUGUGAACAACACUGUGUGUCACUUCUCUCCUCUCGCCAGUGAUGAAUCGGUGUUGGAGGAAGGUGAUAUAGUGAAAAUUGAUAUGGCUUGUCAUAUAGAUGGGUUCAUUGCUGCUGUGGCACACACUCAUGUUCUUCAGGAGGGUCCAGUUACAGGACGUGCUGCUGAUGCCAUUGCAGCAGCAAACACUGCUGCUGAAGUUGCCCUGAGGCUUGUGCGGCCAGGAAAGAAGAACAAGGAUGUAUCUGAAGCAAUCCAGAAAGUUGCUGCUGCGUAUGACUGUAAAAUUGUUGAGGGUGUUCUUAGCCACCAAAUGAAACAGUUUGUGAUUGAUGGGAACAAGGUUGUGCUUAGUGUAUCCAAUCCUGAUACAAGGGUUGAUGACGCAGAGUUUGAGGAGAAUGAAGUUUAUGCAAUCGAUAUUGUAGCAAGUACUGGAGAUGGCAAACCUAAAUUAUUGGAUGAAAAGCAGACAACUAUUUAUAAGAGAGCUGUCGACAAGAGCUAUCACUUGAAGAUGAAAGCAUCAAGGUUCAUUUUCAGUGAAAUAAGCCAAAAGUUUCCCAUCAUGCCAUUUUCUGCAAGAGCCUUGGAAGAGAAAAGAGCUCGUCUGGGUUUAGUGGAAUGUGUGAAUCAUGAGCUCCUGCAACCUUAUCCAGUGCUGCAUGAAAAGCCGGGUGAUUAUGUUGCACACAUCAAAUUUACCGUAUUGUUGAUGCCUAAUGGAUCAGAUCGCGUCACUACUCAUCCACUCCAGGAAUUGCAGCCCACCAAAACAAUAGAUGAUCCUGAAAUCAAGGCGUGGUUAGCUUUAGGCACAAAGACAAAGAAGAAGGGUGGUGGAAAGAAAAAGAAAGCAGGUAAGAAGGGAGCAGAAGCUGAGCCAAUGGAGGCAACAAAUGGUGCCACACCCCAAGAGCAAGAUUGAGACAGAAACCCUUUUGAUCCCUUUCAAUUUUGGUACUUUUUUCACCAAGUUGUAUCUGCUUAAUUUAGUACAGCUUCCGGACAUCCAAUGUUAAUAGGAAUUUAAAUUCCUUGCGCAAUUGUACUUACCUGAAUGCUGUACUCCUGAUUAAGCAUAAAUGCUUGGUUGUGGGGUUUAUUGUUUUAUAAACAAAAGAUAUUAAAUUUAAAAUCUCAAUUUUAUGUUUUAAAAAAA
Molecule: messenger RNA, 1602 nt
Organism: Cajanus cajan (pigeon pea)
Lineage: Eukaryota; Viridiplantae; Streptophyta; Magnoliopsida; Fabales; Fabaceae
Product: ERBB-3 BINDING PROTEIN 1
Source: RefSeq, a predicted model, not a curated record